Molecule: messenger RNA, 5084 nt
Organism: Amoebophrya sp. A25
Lineage: Eukaryota; Dinophyceae; Syndiniales; Amoebophryaceae
Source: the annotation of a GenBank genome assembly
CAUGAUGAUAAUAGUGAUAUCACACAGGUUAUACUUUUGCACUGGCACAUGAUGUUGAUAUCAAGAUUGGUUACGGAUACCAGUUCUUCCUAUUUGUUUCUGUUGCUGCCUGGAUCUUGAGGACUGUGGCCUACCUGUUUGCCUAGGUCUUGAUUCACAUGUACUUCUUGUAUGCUUGUUUGGUCUCAUGUGCUGAUGUUGAGUACAAAUACAAAUUAAGAAUAUUCAAAGAAUAUGGGGUUCCUGUUUCUUGAUUUGUUCUUCAUGCCGUGAACCUGGGACAAGAUUAAGAACCCAAAAACACGGAAAUUGGCGGCAGGACGAUGCCCUUUCGCGUUCAAAAUAUAGACGAACUGGAGCUGCGGUCCUCGGAUAUGGCUUUUUCUUGCUACAGUAUCCAUCGUGCUGAUUCGUUUUUCCUGAAUAGUGAAUAUACCCGGUAACAAGUCAAAUACACGCCUGAAGCGGAACACUCAGCCAAGCCUAAAUUAGGCAAGGAAUGAGCCGCUGCUCAGAGGACACCAGGAUUACGAGAAACAAAAAUGCAUAUUUAUAAUUUAUGCAACAUUGUUCCGAUGAGCGAUGCAACACCUGUACCAGCGCUAAUAUCAGCACAUCGGCGCCCGAUAGCCAGUUGACGACGACGGUGCCAAGGACGUCCAGAGACGGAGAUACUGGUGCCCGACGAUUGCUCUUGGCAGAAAGCAUGCUUGUAGAAAGCGAGUCAAGCGGGGAGAACUCCUCCUCUCCUAUUUACGUGCACCACCACUUCUACCACUGACCUCCCUGAUUCUUACUUUAAUUGACUUCUACCACUACCACUACAACUUACUUUAAUUGAAAUUGACAUUCGUACAAACAACUGCUAUGGUGCAUCAAUCGAGGACCUCUCUAUUCUCUCUAAUUCAAAGCAAUCGACGAUCAGAGUGUUAUCUCCAUACCCUCGUCUGAGGAUGAGGCCGAGGACCACACUGCGGUGCCAGCUAUCAAAGGUACUGGACGAUUUAGACUAUUGAAAAAAUUUAAAUUUUUUUAACCAUUUUUCUCGUUUUAUGCGACUUCACGUUAUUUGCGGGCUUCCGGUGUUCUUAUUUACAAUUCGUCCAUCAAAGACGGCUUCCUGUCGUAGACGUAGUGACCAGUUUACACCAUAGAAUCUUUUGGUAGUUGUACAGCAUGCAUUCCUUAGUGGGCUGUAUCGGACUCAUGAUACUCCAAGCGACUUUCUUUGAGCAGCAUUUUGAAAUUCCAUUUACCUUUCCAGGUGCAUUGACGGAAAAGGAUCGACGGACAUCUGAUCUGUUAAGUUUGGACAAAUUGGGCGAACUUACUUAUGGCAAGACAGUGAUGACUAUCCCAUGCGGUGGCUGGACUGUGCUUAGUGGAUAAUUCCCGUUAGAAGUCUGUUCAGGGCGUCCUCUCGCUUAAGAUCAUAAUAGUGAGCGCCACCGGCACAGUUUCUUAAUAUAUGAUAGAUAUUGAGGGAAUCCACUCGACCAGGGAUAAUGAUCGGCUGGCGUUAAGGUACCGCGCAGAUGAUGGAGUACACCUUUACGCAGAGUACUGACACUCUCGGCAGUUCAACCCGCAGAAUCCUGAUUGCACAAGAAAACGCGGCUAAUCCUGGGCGGACCCUCAUCAUCGGAGCAACCUCGAACCUGUACAGCCGCGGCGUAGGUUACAAGGCGGGCAUCAGUGCAAAGAUGGGACCACUAGAAUUAUGGCCGUUUUAUUUACCUUCCUACCUAGGGGACCUUUGUGUGGUGCACGUGCAAGGGGGUUCAGUACGUAGUUAGCAGUUGUUUCACCUAGUUUCGCCUUUAAAGAUCUUUGACUACUGCACUUUCAUCAAAGAUGAGUAUUCCUACUACCUAUUGUAUAGCUUGGCAGAAGACUUACCUUUAAUUUUUUUGGACGAAAUAUGUAGGCACGACUAGGAUGCACCAUACUAUUGUCUCACUCGUCGUGCGAGUUUUACAACACAGUAAAAAGGAUUGGCUUGGGCCAUGCUCUAGCUCUAAUACGAGUGGAGCUUGAAUCAAACGUGACCAAAAGCCAUAAGGCGUGUCGGAGGCUGUGUGGGCUUGCUGGGCACCUUUUCCUUCGGCUUGUGGACCUCGAGAACACGCCAACAAGCAGAGAACUCCUUAAGCUAUUGUUGAUAAGGUUACCUGUACCUCAUCACUAAUAAAGAUUGGGAUUUGCCUUUACUUUCUUCGAGCAAAAAAUCAAUGCAAUUUAUUAACUUAUAGGACGAAAUAGUAUAUAAAUAUAUAAGGAUAGCCUCAUCUUUAAACUCAAGAAAUAGAAGGUAGUGACCCAGCGGUCUCACAAGCCUUAGCUUUCAUGCUACCCGAUGUCAACCCGACACCACCGGAGCGCUUGGCGUGGGAUUUAUUAAGGCUGUAGCUAGUCCAUCUUUGGAGGCAUUCUUGAAACGUAUGGGGGAGUAUCGUAAGGGAAUGCUCCCCCAUGCUUUUCAAGGAUGCACUUGAAAGAUGAAUCAAUGACAGUUCUAAACUUACGGGGAACAUUCACCAGCAUCGCAGCAAAUAUGAGCGCGCGUUUCCUCUUUCAUCGUGACCGCGGAAAUCUGUCGGGAAGCUACAGUCUCAUCUUCGCGUAUGUUAGGACCAAAGGUCAUCAUCCGUAUCCAUAUCGAUAUCCAACUUUAGUAGGCACAAGAUCAUCUUAUAUAUAUCUGUAAAUAGUAGUCUACGCAUCAUAUUGUCAAGCUUCAGCUGUACAGUUUCCUACGCACGACUAAAUCUAGAAGAUGUACAUCAUUGUACUGCGCAUACCGCAGUCCUACUCCUGCGUGCAACUUACUAGGUACUGCGCCCACGACUAGACAUGCUGCGCAUAAUUGAUCCAACAAAUAUAUAUAUAGAGUACUUGCAGGAAGUAGCUCAGAUUAGAGAUUUGCUCAUGGGAAUCAAUGAGGUUUUGUAUUUUUUUUGUAAGUACUCUAAUUCUUGCAAUUAUUCGGGUGGUCGCCUGAUGGUAAGGGUGCAUACGCAGGCACGGAAACUUAAGCAUGGGCUUUAGAUAUCUUGCGUGAGCUUUCUUCAUCUCAUCCUCUAUUUUUAGACCUCAUGAAUAGGUACAUCAAUCAAUCAAUCAUCUCCUACCCAAAUCAUACUGAUACUAUUUAUAAUUCUCCUACCUUCCAGAUUCGUAUUGAGUUAUAUCCAUCUUGCUACUCGAGGUCAACAGUAUACAAAGUAGAAACAUUGAGUUACAAUGACCCUAGCGAAGCCUCUUUGAUUUUCGUACGGAGUCGACUAAAUAAUUUUCAUUUAUUUUCUGAUUUAGAUUUACUUCAUUCAUCACCCACUUGUUCCUCACCUUCAGUUUUUUACUCUUGCUCAGGUAUUACCUUCUAACAAGCGCAAGGGUUGCAGACUGCAAGAGAUGAUACCACGACCGCGACGGCCAGACGGCACAAUCGCAGAGCCUGACUGCCCGCGCCGCGUGAUAACCGCAAAGGAGAGAAACGAACCGGGUGGGGAAGACUGGACGGUCGACCUAUACGACAUCAGGUUUCCGAGAGCGCUCUUCGUCUGCGCAGGAUCGUCCGAACACGCUACGGAGCCUUUCGAGGGAGAUCGAAAAUCAAUGGUUUUCUACAAUUUUAAGGAGACUGACAGUGACGAGUUUGUUUGGUUUUUUGAAACUUGUAAUAUACACACCUACUAGUACUAUCGGGAGACGCUAUGAUGAUGAGAGUCCAAAGUAAAAAGGUGUUGAAUCUAAGGGCGCCAUCUCCAUCUCCUGGCUCACGCCGAUGCAGUUUGAAAUAUAAUUUUUUUGAGUCAUAAUUUUGGAACUAGGGGAGUACCAAUCUCAAUCUCCUUGGUUUAAUCUUCAACGACCUUCAGUUUAUAGAUGAUCUAAGCGGUGAGUACUCUUCUGGGGGAUUUGUGGCGAUUUUUUACUUCAUAGUGCGGAGUAAGUCGAGUCAUCUAGGGUAGUACGAUUCUUUAUGCUUGUGAACAUCUUCAUGAUUUUCGGCAGUGUGUACAAUGUUCCGAUCGAUCUGGAGGAUGGGGAAAACGCGCGACCAAAAUUACGCGUUGAAGAUCAACUUAGACGUUCGCAGUGCCUUGAUUUACUGCGCGGUUUGGGCGCCUAUCCUUUGACGGAUCAGAGAGUGGCAGAGCGGGACCGCGAGAGUUAAGAGAGUCGCUAUAGGUCUUCAUCAUGCUUGAUUUGAUCGCCAUCAGAUGAUGGCGCAAGAUGGAGAGUGCUUCAUCAAGAGAUGUCGGAUUCACUCAACCGCGGAUGAUGAGAAAACUGGCACGACCUCUAAAACAAAGUCGAAAAAAAGGAGCGGGAGCGCUUUCACAUUAUGGGUAACUCUUAUGUACUCCUGUGCUUGUAAGGAAGACGAGCUUGAAGUAGCUCAAGAAAGUGAGAAGACAUGCCGUAUUUUACAGACAUGUGCAUGAGAUGACUCUUAGAGACGUCGAAAAGUUAAAGAUCGGAAGUUUUUCCCUCGUGACUAUGUAGGUCCAUUCAUAGAUUGAUACAAAUACUUACUUGCCUUGUAUUACAGCCACGAACUGCGUGUCCUCUCUAAGCGCUAUCCUCGCAAGCGACGUAACAAGCGACGUAGCAGAGGAAGCAACAGCGAUUCGGUGAUUGAUUUAUGCAGUUCAGACGACGAGUCGCUGAGGUCUUGUCCCAGCGAUGGCGAGCAGAGUGGCCCCAUCGUAUUGGAUUGAUACAAGAACUUUCUGGACUUACUAAAGACUGUAUUUUUAAUUGGAAUCAAAAAUGACGAAAUACGAAGAUCGAAAUUGAUUCUAACGGUAGCUUUGACUGCCGUGAAUAAAGUGGUCGCCCCGCUUGAUCGACCUGAAAUUCCACGGUCCCCAUUGAUGAUGUGAAUCCUCUGCGCAACCAAAAAAUCCCCUUGUGUCUAUUUUCCCCCCAAAAUUCGAAGAACUCCUGCCUUUACUGUAACUAAACGCGAUAUACGUGUCAGAAUAUAAUUAGAUCUCAUCAUCUGAUCAUCAUCUGAAGUUUUAACCGACCCCGAGUGCGGGGUAUAUCGUCUUCAACAUGGAGGACAGGUGAAU